This is a messenger RNA of Theileria equi strain WA, 7275 nucleotides long. RefSeq lists its product as hypothetical. The record is from RefSeq and is a predicted model, not a curated record. The coding region runs from base 1 to 7275 and encodes 2424 amino acids. Gene Ontology annotation, molecular function: zinc ion binding. The transcript is spliced from 2 exons. NCBI's taxonomy places the organism in Eukaryota, Apicomplexa, Aconoidasida, Piroplasmida, Theileriidae.
AUGGAUGACCGUACUGCCAAGUCCACUCACACCAGGAAUAGCAAUAAGAGGUUCCACAAUGGUGAAACAAACUCCAUUCCUAGGGACAGGGAUUUGAUGCCAUUCGACUUUGGUCCCAGCGGAAAUGGUAAAAAUUUUAAAAGAUAUGAUCACAGGUCCCACCACUCGAGCGACAAUAUAAGAAACACAGCCAGGAGGUUUGCAAAAAGAAUCGCAGAGUUAGGUGUAGACAAGUCCAACUUUGCAACAAAUGCCCAAAAUAGUAACGAAUCCACUAGUGAUAAAAGACCCGAAUAUUUGGAAGAUGGAAUUUGGUAUGGGUAUCUUUAUGGGAAGCCCGGCUUUAAAAAGGGUUUAAUGAUAUCAGAAAUGCAAGAUGGAGUAAUUGAAUGCCCAGAAGAUUAUGACACAUUCCAGGUGUAUUCUAACACGAGCAAUUAUCGAAUUGUAGAUAUGUCUGUGUGUAAGUGUACAUGCCCAAAUAACAAAGAACUAUGUUCGCAUUUGAUUGGCGUUGCAUUAUUCUACAGAUUCAAGAGAAACUAUAUCGGGAAGGUUGCCGUAUUCUUCUCAGUUGAACAGUAUUUUAAGCUUUCUCAACGCAAUCUUGUCUCUCCAGAAUCCGAGCUGGAUAUCGUCAAAAAUGUGAUAGGUCAUCUCAACGACACAUUCAAAUCAAGGCACAAUGCUGGUCUGUAUAGUAUUUCCCUGGAACUAUUAGUUGGUAUCCUGUAUCGGUGUUAUCAGAAAAAUAAUGAAUCCCUCCCAUCUAUCGUCCCUUUAUCCAAGGAGGAUGUUACUUCUUUAAAUAAGCUUGACAUGGAUGCUGAGAGCCUAGUAAAAGAACAAACAGAAUGUGGUUUAAAUGAAGUUUCGAAUACAACAGUCAAAUGUAGUUCUUAUAGGGAUGUCUUUAACAUUAAAGAUAUACUUUAUAAUCUAAUUCACGUAGUGAAUAAAUUCUGCGGGGAAUUUGAAGAUUCAAGCAAAGAGUUAGUCUUAAAUAGUCUGAUUAGGAUGCUUGAAAAUCGGUUUUCAUUUAAAAUAACCAAUGAGGCCAAGCUCUAUAUUUCGGAAAUUGUAGAUGAAUACCAUGAAACUAGUAGUUUAAAGCUGGAUCCAAUGGUAUCAAAUAUAUUUUACUUUACUGAUGUAUAUUCCCUGUGUUUUGAUUACAUUCCUGCCUCCGGUGGUAAGAAGGGAGUUUUCCUGAGCAAUGCAAAAUAUUCUUCACAACUAGACUCUGCAACCGAGUUAAUAGAGAAUGCCCCGCUUUUAUUAAAUUUAUAUGACUAUACAAUGUGGAAUUAUGUAUACGAAGACUGUUUAGGACCCUUACCAAAUUUUUUACUUAAUGAAAAAAUAAAGUUUUUUGGAAGUUAUUCCUUUCUGUAUAUUCACGAUCGAUCUGUAGUAAAGAUUAAAUCACCCGAUUGCUACAUUAGUGAUUUGGUCAUAGUUCAAGAAAUCACAGAUGGAUUCGAUAAUUUUGAUGCCAUAAAAGUUUUGUCAGCAUUUAUUACACUCCUACUUAAAAAGAGGAGCAUGAUGCAUCUUCCUGAUUUUUCACUGGUAAAAAGAACUAUGGAUAAAAAAUUCGAGGAAAAGACCCAAAGAAUGAAUGAUUUUCUCUUUUUAAUGUUUCUUCUGGUUCCCUCUCCAAUUCUUCUACCAUUCACCAAGUUGUUUUUGCUUGAUUCACAGAUAUUAACGGCUAAUAGUAUAAACAAUUUUUUCAGCUAUUUUAACUCACUAUAUGAUCAAUCACUUUAUAGGUUUUAUCCUUUUACAAAAUUCAUUAGUCCAUUCACAUGCAUAAAUAAUAUCCUGAAAUUAUCUGCAGAAUUUGGCUUGGAUUAUAUAACAUCCGUUUUAACUUUAUUAGUACCUAGGAUUAAGAAUAGGCAAAUUGAAUGUCUGACAACUGAAAAGAGAGUAGUUAUAUCAGAGAAGAUAGUAAGCAAUCUAAAAGAUGAAGAAAUCAUGACUGAACCUGAUACUAGGAACUAUUAUGCUGAAAAUGCUAGUGGAAGACAAUUAAUUGAAGAAAUAAGGGUCAAAGAAUUUGGAAUUGGUUUGGUAGAAAGCAACAUAGAUGAAAGAUUAAAAUCAGUUUUGAACAAGCAACGUGAUCGCAUAUCCAGAGCUGUAAAGAGGUUGUCAGAAGACCUGUAUAACAGUAGAACACAGUUACAGUUGGAAUUGAUACAAAAUGCAGAUGACAACUGCUACAGCGUGAAUGGAGCUACAGAGCCUUUCAUAUCAUUUUUCUUGGAUUAUGAAUCUGUUGUUAUGUUGAAUAACGAAGAUGGCUUUAUGGAAAAGGACAUACGUUCAAUUUGUGAUAUUGGUUCAAGCAGCAAAGUUUUAAAAACGGGAAAAACCGGCAAAUUUGGUAUUGGAUUCAAAUCGGUCUUUAUCCUUACGAGCAAUCCGCAUAUUUUUUCUAACGGUUAUAGCUUUAUGUUUUCAAAUGAUCCGUCAUUUAAGGAUAAUAUAGAAUAUAUUCUUCCACAUUGGGUUGAAUUAUCUGACUCUAGUCCAAUAGAUUAUGUGAAAUAUAAAUUGGGUUCAGAAUCUAGACUACCAUUCACCACUUACUCUAAUAAGAUCCUAGCGAAAUCCAGAGGUAAAAGGCUAACAUUAAUGUAUUUUCCGUUGAAAGACGAGUAUAUAACGAACGAGUACUAUAAAAAGUAUUACCAGAUAUUCCAAAUGUUAGAUCUGGAGUCUAUUCUUUUUCUAAGAAAUAUAUCUACUGUACAUUUUUACAACAACGUCGAUGGAGUUGAAACACUGAUGAAUAAAAAAUUAAUGGGAACAUUCCUUGUCGACAAAAGUGAUUGUGAAAUAGACAUUGAUAACUUUAAAUUAGUUCAUCUAAAUCUUGAAAGGAAAAAUAUUCAUUCGUUGGAUAUUGUUGAUUCAGUUCAUCUGGAGGUACUUGUUGUUAACUAUAGUUUUAAACUGACUGCUGAAGAGUCAACAAUGCUAUCAACUUCAAAAGCUGGUAACAAUUCUUCACUAAUAUCAAUCGCUCUGCCAGUUUCACCAGAAAUUCCUGAAAAUACAAGGUACAAGCUCUACAAUUCUUUGCCAAUAGGCGAAUAUGGAUUAAACUUUAUGGUUAACGCCGAUUUUGUCUUGUCUGCCAAUAGGCAAAAUUUGUUUACCACAGAUCCAUGGAAUGAGAUUAUCGCGUCCAAAAUGUGCGAUGUCUAUGUUGGUAUCAUUGAAAUAAUAAAAUAUAAUUACUCAAAAAUGAGUAUUUUAUACAAUGGAUUUGUAUACUCUAUUCCAAGACAAGAUGACGGUAUUAGUCUUUUUAAGUAUAGCUGUAACCGGAUUUUCUCAAAACUUCUUAACAUAAAAUGGGUGUUGGUUGACGAAGUUGACGAAUUUGUGGAGCCUUUCAAGGCCAUUUUCGUCUGCUCUGAGUUCCCAGAUGAUUUUUCAAACACAGAAGUCAUGUUUUCAAAGUUGUUAAGAACCGUUGUACCAUCAAAUAUUCUUAGAAAACAUUGUGACUUUUGUUACAUCAACUCUAUUUUAUGUAGGCCUAAUCUUAAGAGUAAAUUGAUGGAAUAUGGUAUUAAAAUUAUAACAUUUGAUUUGGUAGUAGAAAUUGUUUCAUCUAUUUUAGCAAGUGUAGAUAUAAAUUCAGGGUUAUAUAACCAAGUACAAGGUAUCACUCAUAUUCUGGAGAACAUGGGAACACUAAUUUAUUUGAUGUCAUUAUUGCACGAUGGUCAGGACUUGGAAAGCCUAAAAUCUUCCCUAAUUUUUUAUAGUUCAACUGGGGAAAUGUUUUCAUUUGAUAGUAACAUAUACUAUUGUAUUAAUGACUUUGGGUUGAAUGAUAAACAAAUGAAGGUAAUAAGUCACUCCAUAUUCGAAAAUACCUUGAAUCUUGAAAACUACGAAUUUAUGGUAACAAAUUUCUUAAAGAAGUUGGGAUGUAUAGAAAUUACUGCUGAGAACUACUUUAAGAAUUUAAUCUUUAAUAAAGUAACUCUUCUUGUUGAUAGUUUUGAAAAUAAUGGUUACAGGGAUGAUUGUGAACUGUUCAGACAGAGUUUUCAGAUUAUAAAAACACUUUCUAAUAAUAACGAAGCAUGCAAGAAUUUUGAUACUGAUACUAUUUCUCUAAUCAAACGUCUUCCUAUAAAGAUUGAAUCGGGAGGCUUUACAUCACUUGGCAAUGAAUAUAUUAAAUUGUGCCCUAAGGAUGUAUUUCAUCACUCUAAUGGGUUAAACAGCAAGUUAUAUGACCAUUUUAUGGAUAUCAGAUCAUUUUAUAGUCAUUUUGAUGAUAAACGCAUUAAUCCUCUCUUUAUUUCUGAUGACUAUUUUGGAGAUAUUAGUGCAAAUUCCAUAUUAGAAUUUUUUGGUUUUAUUGGUGUUCCAACUUUUAUAAAAUAUGAUGCAAUUACUGUCCAUAUUGAUACAGAUUUGCAGAUUCAAGUCACAUCAACAACUAUUGAUCGCUCACAUGAAUACUUUUUAAAAUGGAAAGAUGAAAUUAUCAAGACUAUGGGAGUAUUUGAGGAUGAAGAAAUUACUGACUACACAUCGGAUGAAUUCUCUAAUAUUGUUAGUAUCUUAAAUCUGCUUUCAAGUGAGAAUAGUGAACAUUCAUAUUUCUUAUCAAAACUACUGUUCAAGAUUAUGGAACGUGAAAAUGGCUUAUAUCCUCAUUAUUUGAAAUCUAAAGUUUUCGUUCAGGGGCGAUGUACGGAUUUUGCUCCUUCGUUAUUUUAUUUUCAACUUAAAUUUCUUCCCUGGAUUCCUUAUGGUCAAUUCAUCUACAUGAAAGAUGAAGCAUCUACUGUUAAUUCUGAGGAUGUCCUAGGCACUUAUGACGCCAAAUUCAAGUGGAAGUUUACACAUCUUAUGAGUGCUUGUGACAAUAUAAGUUACCAUCCCUUGAUAACAAAAACUCUAGAUCCAGGGAUUAAGGGAAUCCCUAUAUCCGAUAAGGGAACCGACUUUACAUAUGUUUUAGAAAUAUUGACAGCCAUCUGCGAACAAAUCAGCAAUAAAUAUGGAUUAUAUGGGUAUAAUAAAACACUGUACAAGCACUUUUCCCAUGAAUCAUUUGAUGCACUGACUCAAUUGAAUACUGAAAAUAGUUUAUCAAUAAUAUUGGAAAUAGUCAAAAAAAUUUAUUCAGACUUACAGAAAAUGGUAAAUGAUGAUUCAAAAUAUUCUGAAAUUCUGAAGAACGCAUUUGAUAACAAGCAUCUAUUGGUUAUUAAGAAAGAAGAUGAAUUGGAGUUAACAGUUACUCACCCAAACAACAAAUUUGUUUCAAUAUACAAGACCAUAGACCAUCCAGAAUUUUCAUAUUUGUCUUGCAUAUAUGGAGGAAAUACUGAAGAAUCUGGGUCUUUGCUGAAGUUUUGGAAAACUUUGGGGGUGAGUGAUUACAUUGGUGUUGAAGGUUCUAUGGCAUUUUUGGAUCUUUUUAUUGGAGAUAAUCAGAGCUUUAAGCGGAAUAUUGCUCAAAUAUUUACAACAAUUCUGAAUUUGUAUAAAAUAACUGAGAAGGAAAUGUUUUUGAAACUGCUUUACAAUCGUCCUAUAAUUCCAGUGGUAAGAAACGUAUCCAAUGCAUUCAAAUAUUUUGAUUGUGAUGAUGAUAAACCAUUUAAUACCGAAAGUGUGGACAUACUUGUGCCUUCAGAUGGUUUGAUUACGAUAAAAACACAGGAAUCUAUUUCCGCUAUUAAAUAUUUUGGGUCGACUCCAAUACCUCUUGUUUGCAAACCCAUAUUUUCCGAUGUUGCAUUUUCGAAACAAUCUUGGAUAGACGUUUUGGAUACACUUGGAGCCAAAGAUUUUAUUUCAAACUGUAAAAUUAAAGUGCUGAAUACCGAUGCAUAUGAGGAUGUUAAUGAUAUCCCACUGAAGCUAUUUGUGUUGGUACCGAUCUUGCCAUAUGCUCAUGAAUAUCUAAAAUCUAACGAAAGUUCUUAUUAUUCAACCGAGUUUUCGGAUGAAUAUAGCUGGAAAAACUUUGAAAAAACAAUGACAAAUCUUCACAUAUACACAGCUAAUAGAGAAAUCGAUGUUUAUUAUGAGUAUAAGAAUGGUAAGGAUCACUGGACGAGCAACAAGUUUUCAAAAAAGUCUGUAUUGUACCAAGCUUCUGGAAAAGUAAAUCUACUCGUGCAUUCUAAUGUUAAAGAUAUAUCAAAUGGUGAACUUAUUUCCAUUAGAAACUUAUUUUCAACUGGGAUUAAAUGUAAAGAGAUUAUCGAUUUAAUUAAUUCAAGCGUAGGUAUGUAUAAUUCCAAUUUGAACCUUCCGCUUGAAUUUUUUAUGGAUAUCUCAUAUUUGGUAUUCUCAAAUAAUGAAGGAGAUAUACAACCAAAUUCAGAAAAUCUCUCAAAGGCCAAAUUUUUGUCAAAAUUUUUGUGUUCAGUCUACAAAAUGGUAGGGAAAAAUCCAGAUGAGAUUCAGGCAUUCUUAUCAAUUUUUUGUAGCUCAGAAAAUGAGAGCUGUAACUGUAAUGUUGAAUGUAGUUCCAACUUUAGCGGCUAUGGAGUCCAUUUGGGGAAGGGGAUAAACUGUGACAACAAUAAAUUGGACCCAUUCACACUUGCCACUUUGAGAUCAAUUUAUUUUAGAGUUAGUUCUGUACCAACGGAAAAUUGUAAUGUUAAUUAUAUCCAAAGUUCUUCUGACAUAACUGAUGCUGAAUCUUGUAAAGUGACUCUGGAUAGUACAGAUUCUCCUUUCAGAAACAGGGCGUAUUCACCAGAUUUUAACCGUAAUGAGUCCCAUUCUUCUGAAGAUGCUGUUUUCGAACAUAUCGAUACAACCAAAUUCAUGCUUCACGAAGACAGAGAGCUCGCAACUGACCAAUUCGUUUUUGAGAAUGAAUCAAGUAUGAAUAAACGUAAAUCAACGGGAAAGGUUGGAGAAGAGCUGGUGUAUGAGAUUCUCAAGCAAAUUUACGAGGAAGAGAUAGAGCUAAAAACUUGUAAUAUACAUUGGCAUAACAAGCUGGAAGAAAGUGGAUUCCCGUUUGAUAUAACAAUCGCAAGACCUAACCAGGAAACUUAUGUAGAGGUGAAAAGCAGUACCAGUGUCACAAAAACAGCCUUUGAAAUAAGCUACAAUGAAUGGCUGUUCGCACAAACAAAGGGCGUAAACUACGAGAUCUACAGAGUAUCAGGAGUCGGAACAAAGGACUUGAAGAUCUCUAGAAUUAUCAAUCCCUACUUGCAGUGGAAGACUGGCAAAUUGGGAUUUUGUCUAGCUCUCUAA